Molecule: messenger RNA, 1702 nt
Organism: Macadamia integrifolia
Lineage: Eukaryota; Viridiplantae; Streptophyta; Magnoliopsida; Proteales; Proteaceae
Product: RNA-binding protein 38-like
Exons: 6
Coding region: 406-1269 (287 amino acids)
Molecular function (GO): RNA binding
Source: RefSeq, a predicted model, not a curated record
CGUAGUCGUGUAGCUGUCAUUCCGAUAUGCCAAAGUUAAAAAAACCAACUCUCUCUCUCUCUCUCUCUCUCUCUUAUACAGCAAAUAAACGUUUGCAGCUGUCGGAGAAGAGAGGAGAGGCUGAGAGAAGCAGUCCAGAAAAAGAAAGAGAUAGAUCUUCACCAUCCCUUUCCUUCCAAUUUCAAUCCUUGUAAUACUUUCCGAGACAAUUGAGUUGUUUUCCCUUUCUUAAUGCUUUCUAUGCUCAACUGAAGGAAUGGAAGGAGAUUCAAUGAUAGAAGACGAAGAGAACAAGAAGAGGAGGUUGAAGAGAGAAACUCAUUUGGCAGUUCUAACGAUCUAGGUAAUUAAGGAGGAGUUUAGCUGGGCAGUUUAGCUGGGCUGGAUAGAUAGACUAUAUCUGCCAUGGCUUUCCAACAGUACAGGUCCCCAUUUGGAGACACAACUUAUACCAAGGUGUUCGUUGGGGGUUUAGCUUGGGAGACUCAGACUGAAGAAAUGAGGAGACACUUUGAACAAUUUGGAGAUAUUCUUGAAGCCGUUAUCAUCAUUGACAAGAACACAGGAAGGUCUAAAGGCUAUGGAUUCGUGACAUUUCGUGAUCCAGAAUCAGCAAGAAGGGCCUGUGUUGAUCCCAACCCUAUGAUCGAUGGGAGGAGGGCAAACUGUAAUAUUGCUUCAUUUGGUCGUCCUAGAACUUCAUCACCUCGAGGAAGAAAUCAAGGUGGUACCCCCCACCGUGGGGUCGUUCCAAUGGGUGCAACAUCGUAUAGCAGAGUUGCAGGACCACUGCUGUCUCCUCCUCCCCCACCACCCACACUACCUCCUCCUCAGGUCGUUUAUCCUCCUCCUUACGGGUACACCACCUAUUCUCCUGGAUACACCCAAGCGAUGUAUAGCCCACAUCUGCAAGGGCAGUACUACCAACAGAUGUACGGGACCUCGACAUCAGGCAUCGGGAUUGGGGGAUCCUCUUAUUACUAUGGCUAUGCAAUGCCAGCAGCAGCACCUGCACCCAGGCUAACUUUUUCUGCUUCUCAGCCACAACGUAUGCUCGGAUCUUCCUAUAUUACCCUUCCCACCUCCUCCACCACCACCACUACACAUGGGGAGGAGUCCUUCACCACUUUUCCUCUACAAGCUUCCACCUCUAGGUCUCCUCUUUCCUUGUCUACUGAUUCCCAGACAACCCAACAACAAAGCUCGGCAGCAGCUGGAGUUGGACCGGCGAGCUCAGAGGUCGAAGAAGCACCAGAGAAGAGUUCAUGAUGAGGGAGAGAGAGGAUCAAUGGCCUGGUCGGGGUUUUACCUUCAAUUAUUUCUCUUCUGCAGUUCAAUUUACGCAGUAAUUUUUUUCCAGUGCCCAACAAGGAGAGCUUCAGCUUUUGGUGCCGAGCAAAAAUUACUGAGAUCCCUAGCAACUAGGGAUGGGCACUAAUUAAUCUCAAACCCCACUAAGCUAUUUUUCCAUUUCAUUUUCCCAGUUAAUGGUUAUUUUCUUUGGGUCGAUUUGUUCAUCAACCAUCAGCCCUGAGAGGAACCCUCAAUAAAGGAUAUAUAUUUUUUCACCAUAAAUGGUUAUACAUCGGGAAUUGGGUUGAUGAACCUGGGAAUCGUGUAAUAACUCAGUUCAAGAGCCAUUGGAUUGGAAUCUUCUCUUCUAAUACUUAAAUGAAAUAGACUAUCUAAAAUAUUUUUAACA